Messenger RNA from Trichomycterus rosablanca, 4915 nucleotides. RefSeq names its product nuclear receptor binding protein 2a (gene nrbp2a). Gene Ontology annotation, molecular function: ATP binding; protein serine/threonine kinase activity. Gene Ontology annotation, cellular component: cytoplasm; endomembrane system. The record is from RefSeq and is a predicted model, not a curated record. Bases 361 to 1914 code for a protein of 517 amino acids. Gene Ontology annotation, biological process: intracellular signal transduction; protein phosphorylation. The transcript is spliced from 18 exons. Lineage: Eukaryota; Metazoa; Chordata; Actinopteri; Siluriformes; Trichomycteridae.
GUUACUAAAUAAUGCUAGUAGAUCGUUCUGUAGUAGGAGGGGGUGUUUGAGGAAAGCAAAGGGGGGUCAUCUGCCACUAAGCACCCCUCACACGUCCCACACGUCCACGAUAAGAUGAACGGCUGAAGAUCCGAGCUGUUCGAGCAAACCUGGAACUACAGAGCUGCGUUCACGUCCUCCUGAAUCUGCCGUUUCACGCGUUCUCCAAUGCGCAUGUGAUUGUUAUUGCAGAUCUUUGACAGGCGUUAGGACGAUUUGCAGUAACGAUCAGCAGUAAGGCGUAAUUCCACACCGCGUGUUCGUAGGUGGUACACGGAGGAAUCAGCAGUGCAAGAGAAAGGAAAGAAAUCAGCCCUUAACAUGACCAUGUCUGUCCCGGAGAGGAUCUCAGAGUCCGGGGGGAAAGAGGAAGAAAGCGAGGAUGAAAGUGAAAUCCUGGAGGAAAGCCCGUGUGGUCGCUGGCAGAAGAGAAAGGAGCAGCUCAGCCAGGGGAACGUGCCGGGCAUCGAGAGCGCCUCACUGGCCAUGGACACAGAGGAAGGAGUGGAGGUAGUCUGGAAUGAGGUGCAGUUCUCGGACAAGAAGGUCUUCAAGGCUCACGAGGACAGAAUCAGGGAAAUGUUUGAGAACCUCAUGCAGGUGGAGCACCCCAACAUUGUCAAGUUUCACAAAUACUGGCUGGACACCAGAGAGAACCGAGCCAGGGUGAUUUUCAUUACGGAGUACAUGUCAUCCGGGAGUCUCAAACAGUUCUUAAAAAAAACUAAGAAAAAUCACAAGACCAUGAAUGUCAAGGCAUGGAAGCGCUGGUGCACACAGAUCUUAUCCGCCCUCAGCUACCUGCACUCCUGUGAUCCACCUAUAAUCCAUGGAAACUUGACCUGCGACACCAUCUUUAUUCAGCACAACGGCCUUAUAAAGAUCGGCUCAGUGUGGCACAGGCUUUUUGUAAACGUAUUCCCAGAAGCCAUCCACGGGAACGUGCAUCAGCACCGAGAUGAGGUGCGGAAUCAGCACUUUUUUGCUCCAGAAUACGGCCUUGCCGAAGAUGACUACUCCAUCGAUAUCUAUUCUUUUGGAAUCUGUGUUUUAGAGAUGGCAGUUUUGGAGAUUCAGUCCAAUGGUGACGCUGCUGUUUCUAAAGAGGCCAUAGUGCAUGCCGGGCAGUUGCUGGAGGACCCCCUGAUGAGGGAGUUCACGCAGUCAUGUGUGCGUGCGGAGGCCAAGCUGAGGCCGACGGCUCACGACCUGCUGUUUCACCGAGUGUUGUUCGAAGUUCACUCCUUAAAGCUGCUCGCUGCUCACUGCUUCAUCAGCAACCAGUAUCUGCUGCCUGAGAACUGUGUGGAGGAGAAGACCAAAUCUAUAGACCCAAAUGGCAUUAUGGCAGAGAUAAACCAUAAAGAUCGUCCUGGAAUCCAGAUGAAGUACUCUCAUGUUUCUCCUCUGGAGCUGGACAAGUUCCUGGAAGAUGUUAAGAACGGCAUCUACCCUCUAAUGAACUUCGCCUCGCAGCGGCCGCCGCAUCCUAUUCCACGUGCACUCUCUCUCUCACAGGAGCACAUGGAGACUGUAAAAACUCCAACUCCAGAGCCUCAGGAGACGGAGACCAGAAGGGUGGUUCAGAUGCACUGUAACUUAGAGGCUAACGAGGAGGGAACGAGGAGUCAUCUCUCUCUGUUUUUGAAGAUGGAUGACAAACUUCACCGGCAACUUAGCUGUGAUGUUCUUCCAACUGAUCAUCCCAGAGAUCUCACCAGUGAGUUGGUCCACCAUGCAUUCAUUAGUGAGGAAGACUGUGACAAGUUGGCUUGCUUUUUAGAAGAAGCACUAGGGAAACACUGGGCUGGAGCUUCCACUUCACCUUCCGUCUAUGGUGCUCAAGCACUGAGCCCGUCUGAAAAGCUGCUGUGAGGCAGAGAAGUUGACCAGAGCUGGUCUGACCAACACAGACAUCGAAGUGCAGAAAGGAGAGAGGGAACUGAUGGGUUACUGAAAGAGCAACACUGUAAAAUGGGAAUAAGUCAUUCAUGUUGGAGGUCUUAUUGUUAUCAUACAACACGGCAGACAUGAUGCUCUUUUACCAGUGAUGACCCCAGAUAUAUACGAAUAGGUUUGAUGGAUUUGUGAGGCAUUGUCGAUGCUGUUUACCUUUUGGUAUUACCCAUUUUCCAUCUUUUGGCAAAAGCAAAUGCCACAGAGGUGUAGAGUAUUGAGAGAACAGAACCCGGAAAAUGUGCUUUGUCAUGGGUUUGUCAGCCCAUGGUUCUUAAACUGUCAUUGUAUUUUUACAAAAACUCCAGUAAAUGUUUAUUUAUUGUUUAAUAUUAAACAUGACUCGUUAGGCUCACAGUGAGAACAGUAUGUCCAGAUAUGUGACUUUUUUGAUACUUGUAAAAAAAGAAGAAAAAAAACAAAGAAAAAUAAGUUAGCAGUGAUGUUUCAGUGACCAGGAGAUGAUGAAUGUACGGUACUGUAGCAAAGUACUAUGCUUGUAGUUACGUCCCGGUAACAUGAAACACUCGAGAAUGGUUCUUACAAAGCAUUAAGUGCCUACGUGAGAAAUGAAUGUGUUAGAUGUACUUUAUAAAGUAUCACUAAUGUGAUAUAUGAAUCUAGUAACACUUAUGAUUUAUGUAAUAUCACUAGGACAGUGGGACUUCAUUACUCACAACACUUAUGGGUCCAUAACAGGAAGAUGAUUUAGACUUCUCCUACUUCCCAAAGAGAUGCCAUUCGGUUGACUGGCUGAUGUGAAUUAAUGUGACGAAAGAGUGUAAGAUGUUUUGCAAAGAACUGGUGCCCUGUCCAAAGGCUCCUAAUCGGACUCCAGAUACACCACAACCCUUAUCAAAAUAAAGUACUUAUUAAAGAUUAAUUAAUAAACCUUUAUUUAAAUACUACAGCUGAUAUUAGUAAAAGUUAGUUAAAAUAAGCUGUUGAGCUGAAACCUUAAUUAAAUACAGCCUCACAAUAUACAUGCACAAUGGCUAAACUCGAGAUACUUCCCUUUACUGAUUGGUUACAGAGUAGUGCUCCACAUAAUUUGCUUUUAAUCAGUUUACAGAGCAAUUAACCGUGGGCACAGGCUCCCUGAAAUUUGACAGCUAACGUUUGGAAAGAUGUUGUUCACUAUCAUAAAUCUUGAUUUACUGACUACUGGUGUGAAUUCAUGUGAAUGAGUGAGUGUAAGAUGUCCUGCAAAGAACUGGUGCCCUGUCCAAAGGCUCCUAAUCCACCACAACCCUGAUCAAAAUAAAGUAUUUAUUAAAGAUUAAUGAAUAAACCUUUAUUUGAAUCCUACAGUCAGCUGAUUUUGAUAAAUGUUAGUUAAAGUAAGCUGUUUAGCUGAAACCUUAAUCAAAUACAGCCUCACAGUAUACAUGCACACUGGCUAAACUAGAGAUACUUACCUUUACUGAUUGGUUACAGAGUAGUGCUCCACAUAAUUUGCUUUUUAAUCACUUUACAGAGCAAUUAACAGUGGGCACAGGCUCCCUGAAAUUGAACAGCUAAAUAUCUUGAGUUCCACUGUAACAUGGUAAAGGUUGGGUCAGGAUACAAGUAAACAGCAUGAAUCCAUGAAUGAAUGAAUCCAGCCUUCAUUGUGUUUACAGUUCAGGCUGGUGGUGGUGAUCUAAUAGUGCAGGGUGUUUCUUGGCACGCAUUAGUCUCUCUAACAUCAAUCAAGCAUCAUUUGAAUGACACCACAUAUCUGAGAACUGUUGCUGACCAUGUACAUCCCUUAAUAGCCACAAUUCAGCAUCACACCAAAACAUUGGCUAUUUUCGGCAUAAUAUCAAGGCUCAUAAUAAAUAACAGUACAGCCAAGAUAAAUUAAACAGGUUUCAUGAGCAUGGUUUAAUGAGUACCUCAGUGGCCUUCAACAGAACACCUUUGGGGUGUGGUAGAACAGGAAAUUAGCAGCAUGAAUGUCCAGCUGACAAACCUGCAGCAAUAACAGGAUCUAAUUAUGCCAACAUGAACCAAAAUCUUAAAGGAAUGUUCCCAACACCUUGUAAAAUCCAUGUAAAUAAUUGAGGCUGUUCUGAAAGUGAACGGGGGUUCUACCCAGUCGAAUAAACUGUACAGUGAGGGUAUAUUGUGCAUAAGUAAAAAUAUAUUUUCCCUUAACUAACUGAUAAAAGCAUCAAAAUGUGGGGAAAAAGAAGCUCUAUUUAAACCGUUUGCACACACACACACACACACACUGGGUUGUGUUAGUGCCUAAUUAUGUAACCCUGGAAUGAAUACAGGUAGCUGUGGUUGGGAAAACUACACCAAAUAGAACUGAACCUAAGUUUCGGGCUUUGACUGUGGAAUUAUAAAUCAGUAUUCAUUUUGGGAAUCUUUGUCAUGUGGUCCACGUUGACACUGCAUCAUUUUGUUAGCACAACUGCCCUUUUUUGGUUUGUCCCAUCCAGAGCUGGGAAAUAUUUAGGUUUUGAAGUCAGUGGUGUGAAAAUGUCCAAGAAAACCAUAUUAACAGAAAGGAAGGCGCAGGUAGGACAAGUUAGUCACACUGUUCACAGACUAAGCAUUAAUUCAUUCACCUGAUCCAGCUAGAAAUCAAUGCUUAGAAAUCCUAAAUAGUGACAUUAAUUUUUUUUCUGAAUGGCACAAAUAUUAAAAUGAGUAAAAUCAUAUAAAAAGCUAAUUCCAAUGAUAUUUCUCAUCCAGUGCUAUAUUGAACGUGGUGAAAUAUAUUUAUAGACACAGGAAGAAACUCAUGUGCAUGACUUCCAAAAGCCUGCACAAUAAUCGCUGAUUUCCCUCCUUGCCUUGGUUAAAGAUUUUAAUGGACGUACUUCUUUGUUUGAUUCAUGCAAUUUGUUUUUAUUUUUGUACAGUUUGUUGUACAGUAACAAAGUCUAAUGUUUCAGUUGCUUAAUAAAAUCUUCAGAAUCAUAAAAAA